UUCCACAAUAAAAAAAAUAUGUGUCCAACCCUUAUGGUGCAUGACAUUAGCGGUUUCCAAACCAAAAAUAAAAGAAAUUUUUUUUUUAUAAACAAUCCUAGAUGGACAAUAUUAUGGAAAUUUGUUUUACAAUGGAUGCAAAAUGGGAAUUAAUUUUCGUUUCAACAAUAUUAAGGGAAAUGCUUUAAAAAAAAAAUAAAAAUAAAUAAAUAAAUAAAUAUUAAGGGAAAUCGUUCAUAUUUCUUUACUCUCUCUAUUCUUGGAUUUCCCCAAACAGCCACCAUUUUUAAGAGCUCUUCCGAGUUCCGCCGCUCAAGUCCCCUCUAAAACCCCAAAUUAACGGCCAUCUCAAACUCCCUUCCAACCUUCAACAAGGUUUCUACUCUUUCUCAACUUUUGGUUUUUUCAAUAUGAAUUUUCUUGAGACCCCAUUUUCAUUUUGAUCAUACUAUACAUUAUACUGGAUGGUAAAAUCAUAUUCCAUGUGGGUUUCUACCAUAAGGUCAGUUUCUUGUAGAAAUUUUAGUAAAAAUUCUAUCUUUAUUCGUCAGAAUUCUGCUUAUGCUGCUGCUCAAUUAAAUUCUUGGUUUACUGAUUCAACUUCUGAUGAACAUGUUACUAGUAGCAGUAGUAGUGAUUUAGAGGAUCAAUUACAUGAAUUAGAUACAAAUAGAGUAAUUGAAAAUUUGAAGAAUUUGAGAACUAAACCAAAUCAGGCUUAUUUAUACUUUUUCAAUGUAAAAGAACGUGGGUUUCGGCACAAUGUCGAAACUUAUGGUUCAAUUGUUAGUAUAAUGUGCAAUAGGGGUUCUGCUAGAAUGUUGGAUGCAUUUUUGUUGGAGGUUAUUAAGUCGAAUUCGGACGAAUUGGGUUUCGAUGUUUCUGAAUUGUUAGAGUUACUUGAGGUUGAAAUGACUACUUCAGUGGUUAAAGUGAUUGAUGCCUUGGUGAAGGGCUAUGUUAGUUUGGGUAUGUUUGAAAUGUGUAUAGAUGUUUUGUUUCAAACAAGAAGAAAGGGUUUAAAGCCUAGUUUGUUUACUUGUAAUUACCUUAUUAAGCGUAUCAUUGAGAAGGGUGAGCUAGACAUGGCUUUGGCUAUAUACCGGCAUCUUAAGAUGAUGGGUUUGAAUCCUAAUGUAUACACCUAUAAUCUUAUGAUUGAGGUGCUGUGUAAAAAGGGUAAUUUUGAGAAAGCGGUUGGAAUGUUUGAGGAGAUGGAAAAAGUUGGUGUCAAUCCGAAUGAAUAUUCUUAUGGCAGCUACAUUGAAGGGCUUUGUUCAUUUCAAAGAUCAGAUGUGGCGUAUGAAUUGUUGAAAUCUGUUGUUCCCAUUGAUAGUUUUAGCUACACCAUGGUGGUUAAUGGUUUCUGCAAUGAAAAUAAACUGAGUGAAGCUGAGACUGUUUUGCUUGAUAUUGAAAACCUAGGGCUCACGCCUAAUGCGUAUUGUUUUGGUGCUUUAAUUCAUGCGUAUUGUAAGAAGGGGAAUAUUGAAAAAGCAUUGUGUCUUGAAAGUUACAUGAUGUCAAAAGGUUUGAAAAUGGAUUGUGUUAUUGUGAGUUACAUUCUUCAAUGCAUGUGUACUAAGGGACUUUUUACAAAUGUUCUCAGUCAAUUUGAAACAUACAAGCACAGGGGGAUUUAUCUCGAUAAAGUUUGUUAUAACAUUGUUGUGGAUGCUAUGUUUCAGUUGGGAAAAGAGAGAGAAGCCUUGGAGCUGCUUGAAGAGAUGAAGCGCAAGAAUAUGGUCCCAGAUGUGAUUCAUUACUCCACUGUGAUCAAUGGCUACUGCCUUGAGGGAAAACUUGUUGAUGCCUGGGCCUUUUUUGAGAAAAUGAAACAUGAGGGUAUUCAACCUGAUAUCAUUACUUACAAUAUACUUGCAGGUUGUUUUGCUAGAAAGGGCCUUGUAAAAGAGGCUUUGUUCGUUCUUGACUACAUAAAAGACCAAGGUUUGACGUCCCUUGAUACCCAAAGUAAAAUCAUUGAAGGCCUUUGUGUAGGAGGGGAGGUAGAAGAAGCUGAAAAGUUUUUGAAUAGUUUAGAGAAGUCAACAGAUAAUUAUAAUGUAAUGAUUGAUAAUUACUCUGCUAUGAUUAAUGGGUACUGUGAAGCAAGGGAUACACGGAAGGCUUUUGGUCUUUUUGUCAAGCUUUGCAAGCAAGGUAUAUCUCUGAAGAAAAAGACCUGCUUAAAGCUGCUAAAUAGCCUAUGCAGUGAAGGUCAAUUUGAGAGUGCAUUUGUGUUGUGCAAAAACAUUUUGGGAGUAGAAGACAAUACUAGCAUUAUAAUGUAUUCAAAGCUUAUGUCGACAUUAUGCAAUUCUGGAGACUUAAAAAAGGCUCAUUUGGUGUUUGACAAGUAUAUCGAAAAAGGUUUGAUUCCUAAUGCCAUUAUGUACACGAUACUGAUAAAUGGGUAUUGCAAAUCGAAUCUUACGUUAAAGGCCUUUGACCUUUUAGAUGGUAUGAAGCGUAGAGGUAUUAUUCCUGAUAUGAUCACUUUCACAGUUUUGAUUGAUGGUUGCUUGAAGAUGAGUUUGGAGUCUCGUUCUCACCCUAACAAGUUUUUGAUCGAGAAAGCAACAAAAUUUGAAUCAGAGAUGUCGAAAAUGCAGCUGAAGCCUGAUGCUGUCUGUUAUACAGUGUUAAUUGAUAAGCGCUGUAAGUUGAAUGAUAUCCAGGAGGCCAUGAAGCUGUUCCAUGAAAUGAUAGAUAGUGGUCUACAACCUGAUAAUAUGACAUUUGCAACUCUACUUUCUGGCUGUCGUAGAGUAAAAGAUGUGGAUAUAGCCUUGACCCUUUUUGAUGCGAUGGAAGAGCUUGAUUUAAAGAUUGAUGAGAAAACCAAGUCAUUGAUGUCAGCAUUGACACAUGCUUCUAAAAAUUAGGAUGGAGAUAAACUUGCAUCUUCUGGGUUUGGUAAUUGGACUGUUAGAGGAGUAAUGAAGGAUAUUUAUAUAUCAAGAUUGGGCUACACUAAGGAUCACAUUAAUUCCUAUCCUCUUUGCAGCAGUUUUGGAUUUUAACAUUCGAUGUCUUGGCCGUAAUGAGUCUAGUUAUUAGAUUAGGGUUGAUAGUUGACUAUGUAAAUGAUGUACCCAUGAAUUGGAUUUUUGAACUUCCUAUUUUGGUAGAAGAAUGAUGCUGGUCUAUUUAAAUGCUGAGAUGUAUACUUGAAGCUA
This is a messenger RNA of Chenopodium quinoa (quinoa), 3182 nucleotides long. RefSeq names its product pentatricopeptide repeat-containing protein At2g26790, mitochondrial-like. The transcript has 2 exons. Gene Ontology annotation, molecular function: protein binding. The record is from RefSeq and is a predicted model, not a curated record. Bases 465 to 2888 code for a protein of 807 amino acids. NCBI's taxonomy places the organism in Eukaryota, Viridiplantae, Streptophyta, Magnoliopsida, Caryophyllales, Amaranthaceae.